Molecule: messenger RNA, 1283 nt
Organism: Arachis ipaensis
Lineage: Eukaryota; Viridiplantae; Streptophyta; Magnoliopsida; Fabales; Fabaceae
Gene: COS1
Product: 6,7-dimethyl-8-ribityllumazine synthase / DMRL synthase / lumazine synthase / riboflavin synthase
Biological process (GO): riboflavin biosynthetic process
Cellular component (GO): riboflavin synthase complex; intracellular anatomical structure
Molecular function (GO): 6,7-dimethyl-8-ribityllumazine synthase activity
Source: RefSeq, a predicted model, not a curated record
CCCCCGCUUUUCCCAGAAACCGAAAACGGUGCGUUUCGAGUUUCAUCAAAAGUCAAAACCCUGCCCCUUUUUACACACAUCAAUUAUCAUCAUCUUUAUUCGCACUCUCCUUACUCCUUAGUCCACACUUGGAGCGUCGCCUUUUACUACAUUCUACGUUUUCGUUCUUGGUGCUAACUUUUGGAGAUCGACAGAAUGGCGUUAUUUGUUUCUACCGAAUGUUUCCUUCCUACCCAUCAAUCUCAGCUUGGAUUUGUGCAUCAUGAGGCUCAAGAUCGUUCUUUUUUUGGCAAUAGCAUCGUAAACUUUCAAGAUGCCUCUAAAACUCCACAGUCUCUCUCAUUUGCGGGUUCCCUGCGAGAUAUUAAGCCUCAAGUUGCUGUUCGGAGAAAGGGUCGAUCAUCCUCUGUCCAGACGGCUGCUGUGCGGCAUCUGACUGGUUCUGUUACCAAAACGCAGGGACUUCGUUUUGCUGUGGUUGUUGCACGGUUUAAUGAAAUUGUUACGAAGCCGCUAUUGGAGGGAGCUUUGGGUACUUUCAAAAAUUAUUCAGUUAAAGACGAGGACAUUGAUGUUGUGUGGGUUCCUGGCAGUUUUGAAAUUGGUGUUGUUGCAGCAAGACUGGGAAAAUCAGGCAAAUAUCAUGCAGUUGUAUGCAUAGGAGCUGUGGUAAGAGGAGAUACAACCCAUUAUGAUGCAGUUGCUAACUCUGCAGCAUCUGGAGUGCUUUCAGCUGGUCUCAAUUCAGGGGUUCCAUGCAUUUUUGGCGUCCUAACUUGUGAAGAUAUGGAUCAGGCCCUAAAUCGUGCUGGUGGAAAAUCUGGGAAUAAGGGUGCAGAGGCCGCACUGACUGCUUGAAUCAUGAAUUCGAAGUGUGACAAUAAUUAUCCAGAGAUUGCAAACAUUCUCAAUUAUUCAUGAACUUGGUAAAGAUCUAAGCAGCAUUGGUUGAAGAAAUGUCAUUUACCAAUUUGUUUGGCUGCUUGUAAAGUUUGCAGGCUUUUAAGUAGUUAUUUUGAGUAACGUGUCAUGAAUUGUGAUACAGAUUGAGAUGGCAUCUUUGUUUGAGCACCAUCUGAAGUAGUCAUAAUGCUCGUUACCAAUCUUGUAACUGUUCAUCUCAUGCUACUCUAUCAUAUCUUCUUAGCCUAUUACAGGCCACAACGAGCAGAAGAUGAUUCAAACUCCAUUUUGGUUUUAAAAAAUUUGAUAUCUACAUGGGCAUGCUGUUAAGUUGAAUAAUCGGGAAUCAAUUUUAUGCCGUUAUACAUUAUUUAUUUCUA